CUCAGGCGGCCAGGUGGGUGAGGGGCAGCGAAAGGUCCGGGCUCCUCCCCCUCAGUGCACGUUCUGAUGGGAUACACAUAGUACAUGCACAGGGGACGCACAGACAUGGGCCAGGCCUGGGACAGACAGACGCUAAGACACUGCUAGAGAAAGGAGCCCUCACACUAGGAGAGCGCUACAGAAAGAGACACUGGGAGACUUCCACACAGCCAGAGAUGGGGUCAUUCGAGGCGUACAGUAUUUCUAAGAGACAGACAACAGGAAGAGACAGAUAGACAUUACAUUGUACCCGGAGCGCCAGUCAGUGCCUUUAGACCGUCUGCUCUACCAGAGAGUGGCAUCUAUCGGUACACUACGGUAAGCUAGCGAUCCUGCCCCGUACCGGCUACUGUUGGGACACUCUCCAUUGGGAACGCCACCUCGGAACUAACAGCCUCACCUCCCCGGGCUCCGAGUCACCAGGAGCGCCCGUUUCUGCUUCUCCCCACCGACCGUGGAUCAGCUGAAGCAUGUUCGCUAAAGGAAAAGGUUCAGCGGUGCCGUCAGACGGACAGGCCCGAGAAAAGCUGGCACUUUAUGUCUAUGAAUACUUGCUUCAUGUUGGGGCCCAGAAAUCUGCACAGACAUUCCUGUCUGAGAUACGAUGGGAGAAGAAUAUCACUUUGGGGGAACCUCCAGGCUUCUUACACUCCUGGUGGUGCGUAUUCUGGGACUUGUACUGUGCUGCUCCUGAGAGGCGAGAUACCUGUGAACAUUCAAGUGAAGCAAAAGCUUUUCAUGAUUAUAGUGCAGCAGCGGCUCCAAGUCCAGUGCUUGGGAACAUUCCUCCAAGUGACGGAAUGCCUGGAGGACCAAUUCCACCAGGAUUCUUCCAGGGUCCUCCUGGGUCACAACCAUCACCUCAUUCACAGCCUCCUCCUCACAACCCCAACAUGAUGGGACCUCACAGUCAGCCUUUUAUGUCACCUCGAUAUGCUGGUGGUCCAAGACCGCACAUACGAAUGGGUAAUCAGCCUCCUGGAAGUGUGCCAGGAUCUCAGCCUUUACUACCAAACUCCAUGGAUCCAACACGGCAAGGACACCCUGGAAUGGGAGGUCCUAUGCAAAGAAUGAACCCUCCCAGAUCAAUGGGCCCUAUGGGUCCUGGGCCUCAGUCUGAUCCUUGGUUAUCAUUGCAGAAUUAUGGCAGUGGGAUGAGACCUCCCCCCAAUUCCUUAGGUCCUGGAAUGAACAUGGGUCCAGGAUCAGGCAGGCCGUGGCCGAACCCAAACAGUGCCAAUUCUAUUCCCUACUCCUCUUCCUCACCUGGCACAUAUGUUGGUCCCCCUGGAAGUGGAGGUCCUCCAGGAACGCCCAUAAUGCCCAGCCCUGCAGAGUCAACAAAUUCAAGUGACAACAUCUAUACAAUGAUAAAUCCAGUUCCACCAUCAGGAAAUCGUUCAAACUUUCCAAUGGGACCUGGCUCAGAUGGCCCUAUGGGAGGUAUGGGUGGAAUGGAGCCUCAUCACAUGAAUGGAUCAUUAGGGUCAGGAGACAUGGAUGGACUUCCUAAGAACUCCCCAAACAACAUAAGUGGCAUUAGUAACCCUCCAGGGACACCAAGGGAUGAUGGCGAGUUAGGAGGGAACUUCCUUCAUUCUUUCCAAAAUGACAAUUACUCUCCCAGCAUGACAAUGAGCGUGUGACCUCCUGUAUCUUCUCCUAGAGACAAUACUCAACUCCGCUGCUGCUUGGAAGGUCACAGUGAUAAAGGAAGAUGAUGUGUCUGGAUGUGCAAGGGUUCCUGGGACAGCUCCCCCUGGUUUGGUUUUAUGCAAUAAAAAGGCAAAACUUUUUAUUCCAUCAAACAUGGAGGACAAAACUCUUGAGACAAGAAAAUUGCUCUGAGGAUUUAUAUAUGUACAGAUUUUUUUUCCCAUGUGCAUCAGAAGAAGCGUCAAUUAAUGGAUCUCAUUGCUGUGUCUCCCUUUUUUUAAAUCUAUGUCUGUGACGUGAUAUUCAAGGAAAAUAGUUGAAAUAGGAAAUUUCAUGUGUCUUUAGCCUUAGUUUAAUUUUUCAAACAAACUGAAGAUUUCAGUUGUCCAGGUCCCUCCAAAGAAUCUUUUGUGCAGUUCCGAACACUCCCCCAAGACAAAAUCAGUUCAAAGGUGUAUUUGUUACUGUGCAGAGACUGUUCAGAUCUGUACAUGCUUCUCUCUCUUUACCUCAUGAAAAAAGACUUGAUAUUAUGGUGAAACACCCAAGACUUUGGUUUUCCUCCUCCUUCCCAUGAGUGCGAUUUUACUCAGUAAUUCCAAGGCAAAAAGGAAGAUGCUCUCACCAGAGAAACACUGAUUUUUGUUUGUUUUUUUUGUUUUUUAAUUUUCUUUGAGAAGAAACACUAUCAAGAUUUGAAGGCCUGAGGUUUAGAUGGCAAACAUGUUUUCAGUGGUAGUGAUGCAGACUUUUGUAAGCUCCUGUGAAGAAUGCCCUACAUUAAAAGCUGACAAGUAUAUGGAGGAAAGGACAUGGCAGAACCUCUUGUUUACAGUCCUUCACUGCUUCCCUUCCAUUUUAUGUCACCACUGCCUGGUCUGUGUUUCCUAUUGUACCAUUCUCAGCCUGGAUUAUAGUCUGCCAAGAGCCAACAUCAUAUCUGUAUCUUAUUUGCUUUUCUCAUUCUGGGUCUACAUGAAAGAUUGGUACCUACAUACAUGUUGUUUUGGUUCAAUAUUUGUUUAAUAAAAGGGAUGGUAUUCUGCACCCUGCCCAGGACAUGCUUGUGUGGGAUGUUGGCUCAGAUGCUGAUCACAAAUUGUGAUAUGUUAUAUUUUAUCUUUUGUUAAAAGUAAUAACUUCUGAUUUUGCCUAGUUUUGGGCAUUAUUAUUGUGCAUUUUUUUUUUUUUUUUUGUCAAACAGCUGGAAGGAGGGAAAAACAGCUCCUCUCAGGACUAUCUCAUGGGAGAAACUCAUUAUGUAUUUGAAAAGGGAUAGUUAAAUUAUUGUCUCUUGCUAUAGGACAGCUUGGAAUGAAAUGGUUAAUGUUCUCCCUCCAUGCUGGAAAAAUUUAAUAAACGGAAAUGAACACUC
Molecule: messenger RNA, 3070 nt
Organism: Xenopus tropicalis (tropical clawed frog)
Lineage: Eukaryota; Metazoa; Chordata; Amphibia; Anura; Pipidae
Gene: ssbp3
Product: single stranded DNA binding protein 3
Exons: 18
Coding region: 510-1685 (391 amino acids)
Molecular function (GO): single-stranded DNA binding
Source: RefSeq, a predicted model, not a curated record